Messenger RNA from Plasmodium vivax (malaria parasite P. vivax), 2252 nucleotides. RefSeq lists its product as hypothetical. The record is from RefSeq and is a predicted model, not a curated record. Lineage: Eukaryota; Apicomplexa; Aconoidasida; Haemosporida; Plasmodiidae. The transcript is spliced from 2 exons. Bases 1305 to 2252 code for a protein of 315 amino acids.
UUAGCCGAACGAAAAUGAAGACUCCAUUAUGAAACAAAUUAAUCGCUCUGCACACACGUAACUCCCAAGUGGGGUGUGUCAAAGAUGGGGGUGGUUCACAUGGACAAAUCGUAGUAAGCGCUUUAUUACCGAUGCGUCCAAGUGAUGUUGUGGCAUCAGUUCAUCCCCACUCAAGUAAUUGAAAAUUUCUUUUUCCGGUAGGUUGAGGAAAUUAUCUAAGGCGCAUAUAUCUUCACCUGUGAAAGUACCUUUUUCGUGGCUCACAAAGGUCGAUAUGAUGUGCUGUAACUCUAUGUACCCCAAGGUGGUACAUUUAAAUAGGACUUUUUCAAGGCUUGGUUUUUCUCCAUUUUUUUUUUUAACCUUAUCGUCUACUCCAAAUUUAUUGUUCAUGUAAAUGCGUCUUUUUCUUGUGGGGUAAUCAACUAUGUCGUUAUAGAAAACUGCCUCCUCGUCUGCCUUCCGCUGGACUUCGUUGCCCCCCUUGGUUACUUCUUCAGAGCGUGGCUUGGUCGUAAGCAGUUUGAAUAGUUUUUUCCUAAAAUAGAGGUUCCUCGUUAUGCGUUUAAACUUUGAUGGCUUGUACAGCUGGAUUGUUGUGAAUAAACGGAGGGAAGGCCGGCUGGGGUGCGGUGCAAUCAGGGGGCUCUUCAGCAAGUUAAAGAGCGUCAUCUCGUGUGCGCGCUUAACCGAACUGUGCACGCUUAAUGACAGUGUACCCAUUCGGAUACUCUUCACCUUGAUACAGCUUUGCCUAUGCGGUGAGCCUCUCCUUUCUGUAUCUUCUAAUAAAGUCUACAUGGGGCGCUCCAACAAAACUUAUCUAAAGUUUCGUGCGCCUCGAUUUUUUUCACAAUGAUGUUACCGCAUUGGGGGAGAAUAUGAAAAAAAAAAAAAAAAAAAAAAAAAACUUCAAUGGGCAUGACGUGUACGCAUAUGUAAUUCUCUUCCCAGUUGAGGGGAAAAGUGCCUAUUUAUGUCGUUGUCGCCCCCGCAUGAUAUUUCAAAAGAGUAUCUUGUACCUUCUCCCACCUUACACCCACAAAAGAUGCAUUCUUAAGGCCCCAUUUUUUCAGCACAAAGGAGUGGCCACGCAAAAUUGCCUUAUUGUAGAAGCCUUUUUUUGUGGAUGGCCUAGAUAUGCCAAUCCACGAAAGGGGCAAAAGGGUGCGGGGAUGGACUGUUAUAUGAAUUAUUUGCCUUAUCGCCUGUGCGCAGUUCCCUUGUGGGAUGUUUUCAUCACAUUUUGAGUUCCCGUACGGUUACCCUUUUCUCUCCUUUUAUUCCCCCCCUGUUUCCCCUUAAUGAAUAAACUACUAAGUAGACCUUUCAGAAACGUCAGGCGCAUCCACACAUCAGCUCUUCGCAGGGACUCGGACGAUACAGGCCCGCUGCUGAAAAAGAAGAGGAGAUUCUUCGAUCUGAAGUUGUUCAGGCAGCACUUGAGAAGACAAAAAACAGAAGAAAUUGAAAAUGAAAAAAGAGAACUUUUGAAGAGUUGCGCAAAGGAACCCCCAGAAAAUUGGAAUGUAAAAAAGUUCCUCACCAAAAUAGAAAUAGGCGAAAAUAUUGACGAAAUAGAGAGAGCCUUUAAAAGUUGGACGGACUUCAUCACCGUAACGCCAAAGGAGUUGUAUGCAAUGGAGUGCUUAACAAAUGAACAGAGGAGAAAAAUAUGGAAAUAUGUAAAUCAGUUUAACUAUGGGUUGUACCCAGAAGAUUCUUACGACGAUUUUGUUCGCAAUUUUCAAGCCCCUCCACUUGAAAAUGAAAAUAAGCCAUGGACAAAGGAAGAUGAAGAGCAAUUUGAAUUUUACAUAAACUAUUUUGAUGUCCAUUUUGGCGAUCCAUGGUUAUACAUUUCUUGGAAAAUGAAAAGAACAUUUGAUGAUGUUCAAAAUAGGUAUGUCGAAUUAUAUUUGAAAAAAAAAAAUAAAAAAAGGAAAUGUGAAAUUUGUCUCACCAAAUCGACCACUCCUUUGUUAAUGAAUAGGAAAUUUAAAUUGGAUCCCCCCUUCCUUUUUUUUAUUCCCUCUUCGGUUAAUUUUCCUCCAAUGAGUAUAUAUGACUAUUGUAAGAAAAAGGAAUCGUUAUCUGUAAGUAAUCAGCACAGGAAAGCGGACGGUGAGACUGCUCUGCGGGGGGGUCCCUCCCACCAGCGUCCAGUCGAAGAAGAUCCGUUGUACCCGUCCUACGGCUCCUUUAUUUUUUCCCCCAGCUUUUUGCGCUACGUGGAUAAGGCUUGUUUUUAG